AUGAAGAAAAAUGUUGCAAGUUCUAGUACUCCAAAUUCUAAAAAGAAUUCGGCUAAAUAUUUUUAAUAGGAUUAAUUCUAAUAGUAACCAUAAAUAAGUUAAUUCAUUUCAAUAGAAGAUUAAUCUCAAAGUGAUUAGCUAAAAGUAAAAAGUAAAUUAAUUAAAAUAGAAUGAUGAAUCCUUAAUUUCCAAUGAUUUAACCUAAGCUUGCAGCACUAAUUUAGUCUUAUAAGAAAAUCAAGAUUAUAGGGAUAAUUAAAUGGAAUUUGUUAAUAAUGAUGAUGAUGUGAAAAUAAAUGAAGAUUUAAAUAUAUUAAAUUCUAGUGACACAGAAAAAUUCAAUCAAAUUAACCAUCAAAUUGAUAAUAAUCUAAUCAAUGAGAUUUCAUAAAAUGAAUCAAUUAGCUUGCAAAAUUAAAAUCCAGAUUAAUAUUAAAAUCUAUAAUAAGAAAGUAUUUAAAAUAAUUAUAAAAAGAAAGUCAUUAUUUUAAUCUUAUUGAAAACUAAGAUUAAAUUCAACAGAUUAAUAACGAAAGACAUUAAUAUAGUAAUAAAAAAUAAAUUACUAUUUAAAUAAAUGAUGACGAAAUUGCCAAUUAUAAAUCAGAAAUUGAAUAGGGAUAAUAAAUAAAUUCUGAACUCUCUUUGAAUCUUUUAGAGGAUUAAACAAUUAAUUUAGUAUCAUAAUAAGAUAUAGAAGGUAGUUUAGAAGAUGAUCAAGAUUAGCAAUUAAUCAAUCUAGAAGAUAAUAUUGAAAAUAACUUAAAUAUGUAAACUUUAAAGAUUGUAGAAAAAUGGUAAGAUAUUACAUUUGUGAAUUAAGAAGAAAUAAAAGAAAAUAACUCCCAGGAAUUAAUUGAAGAGCAUUGUAAAACAGAUAAAAUAGAAUAAUUAAAAUAAAUAGUGAAGGAAUCUUCAGAAUAAGGUGAAUAAGUAAAUGUAUUGGGCUGGGAAAUGAAAAAUGAUAUUUAAGAAUUUGAAAAUAAAUAACAAUAAAUUAAAAUAAAGAUUGAAUAUCCUGAAUCAAAUAAUGAAGAGAUAUCAUAAAAUAUUGUAAAAGCUUAAACUAAUGAAUAAUGUAUUAAUGAAGAUAAUAACUAAUAAAGUAAACUUGGUUAUGAAUGUGAGACUUUCGAAAGAGGUAAAUCUUAAACUGGAUAUUGUUCAAUAGAAUCUAAAUAAUUUUAAGAUCAAAUUUAGAUGAAAUUAGGAUAAGAUAAAAUAAAUAAAAAAUAAGAAUUAUAAAUGAAGAUCUAGGGAUUAAAUUCUAUAAUAGAAGUAAGUUUGUAAUAAUGUGUUUAAGAUUAAAAAUAAAAUUAUUAACAUAAAGAUAAAUAAGAUAAUAAAUGUGAAAAUCAUUUAACUAGUUAACAAAUAGGUGAAGAAUAAAACUAAAUAGAAGAUCAAAAAAUUAGUUAAAAUGUUGAUAAUUAGAAGAGUUAACAUAAAGAUGAAUAAUAAAACUAAGAUAAAGAUAAAUUAAAUAGUAAAAAUGAUGAUUAUUUUAAUGAAUAAUUAAAUUAAGAUGAAGAUUAAUAAAAUAGUUAAAAAGAUGAUAAAUUAAAUAGUAAAGAUAAAGAUUAAUAACAAAAUUAAGAUGAAGAUUAAUAAAAUAGUUAAAAAGAUGAUAAAUUAAAUAGUAAAGAUAAAGAUUAAUAACAAAAUUAAGAUGAAGAUUAAUAAAAUAGUUAAAAAGAUGAUAAAUUAAAUAGUAAAGAUAAAGAUUAAUAACAAAAUUAAGAUGAAGAUUAAUAAAAUAGUUAAAAAGAUGAUAAAUUAAAUAGUAAAGAUAAAGAUUAAUAACAAAAUUAAGAUGAAGAUUAAUAAAAUAGUUAAAAAGAUGAUAAAUUAAAUAGUAAAGAUAAAGAUUAAUAACAAAAUUAAGAUGAAGAUUAAUAAAAUAGUUAAAAAGAUGAUAAAUUAAAUAGUAAAGAUAAAGAUUAAUAACAAAAUUAAGAUGAAGAUUAAUAAAAUAGUUAAAAAGAUGAUAAAUUAAAUAGUAAAGAUAAAGAUUAAUAACAAAAUUAAGAUGAAGAUUAAUAAAAUAGUUAAAAAGAUGAUAAAUUAAAUAGUAAAGAUAAAGAUUAAUAACAAAAUUAAGAUGAAGAUUAAUAAAAUAGUUAAAAAGAUGAUAAAUUAAAUAGUAAAGAUAAAGAUUAAUAACAAAAUUAAGAUGAAGAUUAAUAAAAUAGUUAAAAAGAUGAUAAAUUAAAUAGUAAAGAUAAAGAUUAAUAACAAAAUUAAGAUGAAGAUUAAUAAAAUAGUUAAAAAGAUGAUAAAUUAAAUAGUUAAGAUAAAGAUUAAUAUUAAAAUUAAGAUGAAGAUUAAUAAAAUAGUUUAAAUGAUGAUAAAUUAAAUUGUUAUAAUUAUCAUGAAUGUACCUAUUUCAAAGAAGAUAUUUAACUAUGUCAAAAUAAAAAGCCAUUAGAUAAUUAAGUAUAAGCAAUUUGCAUUAGUUCAGGUUUAUUAUUAUAAAAAUAGUAACAUAUUUAAUAUUUCGAAAGUGUAAGUUUUAAUGAUACGAGAAUAUUACAUAAAGAAAGUAAAAUUAAUCCUAUACAAAUAGAUAAACUAAUUUAAAAAGAAAAUUUUAAUUUUCCUUUAUAAGAAUAAUCAAUAGAUGUAGAACCAAAUUCAUCCAAAAUUAAUAAAUAAUAGCAAUUUGAUAAUUUAUAAAUCAAUAGUGAAUAACGUAAUAUUUCAAAUAAACCAGAAUUAUCUUAAUAAGAUUAAGAAUCUAUAAGUGAAAUUUAAAUUUCAUAAACAUUUUUACAUAAGUUUUCAUUAAAAACAUAGAAUUAAGAGAAAGAGGAAUAUAAUAAUGAUUAAAUUAUAAAUAUUAAUCGGAAUGAAAAAAUGUUUGAUAAAAUUGAUGAUUUAUAAUUAGAUAAGUAAACAAGGUUCCUAAAUGAAAAUCAAAAUAUCAAAUCUUGCAAUUAGAAUUUAAAUUAAUUCGAACUCUUCUCUUUAAAACCAUUUGAUUAAGAAAGCUAAGUAGAAGUAGGAAAAAAAAAUUAAGAGAAUAAUGAUCUUUUAUAAUAAAAAAUUUACAUUCAUACAGAGAUAUUAGGAGAGAUAUGUGAAUAGCUACAGUAACUUAAAAUAUAGGAUCUAGGGUGCGAAAAUGCAUAAGAAUUUGAUUUAAAUAAUAAUGAUAUUUAAUAAUAAGUGAACUUAGAGGAUAUCGAAGUAAACAAAUAAAGUAUCUUCUAAGAGGAUGUUUACUUUAAGCUCUAGCAACAGAAACUGGAAAACGAGAAUAAUUAAGAGUAACAUUAAGAACUAAAUUAAUGUGAAGAAGAUUAAAGAUUUUGUAAUAAAGAAAUAAUCGAAGUAGAGAAUAACCAAAAAUUAGAAUAAAACGUAGUAAUGCUCAACUUUAAUAGCAAUGAUGAAGAAAUGGAAUAAAUAUAAUAAUAAGCUAAUAAUGUUUUUUAACCAUAAAUUAAUAAUUUUUCUUAAUAAAACGAAAAAAUGGAUUAGUUCAUCGACUAGACUGAAGAUCAUGAGAAAUAUUCUAAUUCUUAAGAAAAUGAAGAGGGAACACUUAGUAAAAAUUAAUAAGAUUCAGAACAUACAAAUGACAUAAUUAAUAAUCAGUAUGAAUCAAGCCAAAAAAAAUAAUCCAUUAAAUUGAUUGAUCACUCUGAACAACAUCAAGACUUUUAGGAAGAGGAAAAUCUUUUAAAACCAUAGUAACACAAAGAAAAAUAAGGAAUUGAGGGUCAGAGUAGAACAUUUACUUCUCAAAAAAAAAUUAGUUCAUAAAGAGAAAAUUUCUUUCUUUCACAAACAAAAAUAAAAAAUUAGGAGGAUUCUUUAAAUUAAAAUCAAUUUAAUAGUAGCUUAUCAUAAAAUGUAAAAGAAUAUAAUUCUUCAAAAAGUAACGAUCAUUAUAACAUUGAUUUGGGUCAUGGGGAAUUAAAUAGGGAUAAUUAUUUAAAAGAAAAUGCAGAUGAUUUACAAGAGUAAAGAAAAUAAAAAAUAAGAGACUUAGAAUAGUAAAUCGAAUGGGCUGAAAGAGAAAUCGAAGAGAAAGAUGAAGAAAUUAAUUAAAAUAAAGAAAUGAUUGAAAAUUUUGAAAAUUUUGUUUUAGGCAAUACUAAUCCUGAAGAAUUCGAGAAAAUUAUAUUGUCUGAGAGUAAUUUUGAAACAGAAAAUUUAUUGAUUAAUCAUCUAAUUAAUAAACUAAGAUAAUUUAUGUAGGAAUUUUCAAAUUCAAUAAUUGAUUUAAUAAAUAGAUUUGAUGGUAAAACAGAAUUAGAAAAAGAUGAAGAAUAAGAAUAAGAAGAAUAAGAAAAAAUAAAAUUGAUUACAAAUGAAUUUAAGAAAUUUAAACAAAAAAAAUAAUAAAAAAAAGAAAUAGAUGAUAAUAAAAAUUAAAUUAAUAUUCAUAAUUUAGGUGAAAAUAAUGAGAAAAUAGUCAAUGAUGAAUUAAAUAUACUUAUAUCAAGUAUAAUUGGAUAAACAAAGUUAUUAAGGGAUAUUUUGUAAAAAAAUUGUUGUCUUCUCAUUAAAUUUAAUUGUGAAGUGUAUAAUGGUUUAUAAGGAAUGUCUAAAAAUAUAAAAUAACUUGAAUAAAUCAAAAGUUUAACUAAUUCAGUUAAAUAAACAACAUAACACUACUAAUCUAUAAUUAAUGAACAAGUAGAUUUAUAAUAAGCGAAAGAUGACAAUAAUCAUAUAUUACUUUUAGAUUUGUUGAAAUAACUAAUAAAUAAACAAGAAUAGGCAUUUUAGUUUCAAUAAUUAUUUACAAAUUAUUUAUCUGAAAGAAUAGAUCUUGUUCAUUAAAGUGAAGAAAAUCUAAGGGAAGAUAUGGCAAAAAGAUUAUAAACUUUCAAUUGA
Messenger RNA from Paramecium primaurelia, 4848 nucleotides. The record is from the annotation of a GenBank genome assembly. NCBI's taxonomy places the organism in Eukaryota, Ciliophora, Oligohymenophorea, Peniculida, Parameciidae.